Messenger RNA from Hylaeus volcanicus, 787 nucleotides. RefSeq lists its product as uncharacterized. The record is from RefSeq and is a predicted model, not a curated record. Lineage: Eukaryota; Metazoa; Arthropoda; Insecta; Hymenoptera; Colletidae. The transcript has 2 exons. The coding region runs from base 141 to 521 and encodes 126 amino acids.
UAUAGUAAUUGAAAAGUAUUGUAAAAACUUUAUAUUAAUCUUUAUUUCUUUUUCCAACAGUUACGUACGGCAUUGAUAGGUUGUCCUUCUGGGAUAACCAGUAUACCAGAUAUGGACAACAGUAUGGAGUGACAUUUCUAAUGGCACCACCACCGCGAUAUUUCACGCUCGGUAUGCCGCAGCCCCCGCUGCCACCCCCACUAUUUGUCGUGGGCAUACCACAGGCCCCGCCGCCAUCACCAGUCUCCGCGGCGGGCAUGACCGAACCCCCGCCGCCACCACCUGUUUUCGCGGCGGCCGUCCAGCAGCCCUCGCCGCCACCGCCAACUUUCGCGGCGGCCAUGGAGCAGCCGCAAUGCAAGAAUGUGAGUAACAGGCGGCGGCGGCAGCGGCAAAAUAGACGCCGCAGAAGGACCGCGGCAAGAGAUGUACUACUAACGCGGCCUCCACUCGCGAGAACGCAACAAGAGAGACGACAGGGGCCGAUAAAUAAAUAUAUUUAUAUAACGCAAAGUUUUUAAAAAAAUAAAAUAAAAUAUGGGUAAUAUCAUCAAGUGUAUAUUAUCUUAAUUUGUGUUUCCCAUAUACACCCUAGUCCAGAAGUUCCCUAACUUUUUAGACCCGCGGCUCCCUUAGUAUACAGAUUACAAUGUCCAACAAAUUUAAACUUUUUUUAAAUUCCGCGAUAUCCACUAGGUAAUUCUAAUAGUGUUCCUCGUCCUAAAUACAAAUCUGAAGACAUAUUCCUUCAGAAUUAUCUGCUUUUUUGAAUGCCUGUAAAUGAACG